CGCCAUUUUUGCAAAGGGAGAAGAGACUGGUUUGAGGGGAUCUAAUUUCUAAAAAGUCGCCGUUGACUAGGGCACUGUUUUAACGGUUUCCACGUAACUCCUUGUCAAAAUCUGUCUCCCCGCGUAGCACCAGAGGACAGGGACUUUUGGACAGGGGAGGACUAUUUAGAGCACAAGUAGAAAUCCAAACAUUUUACAGCGUUGCUAGUGAUCCGCAGUGUGUGGACUCAAGUAUUGUUUUGGUUGUGGAAGCUGUGUGGAAAGCGACGGGGGUCUCACCCAGGUCCCCUUAUUCGCUACUCGGAUCCUCCAGAGUGGACAUAAAACGGCCUUGUGGAUGCACUUAGAUGUCUGCAAUGACUGCUGUGGCUGGCAUGCCUCAGUGUUUUGGACUCCCAUUCUCUGGACUCAGUAGGACAAGAACUGAUCAGCAGAGAACGUCAUGAGCAUAGUCAUCCCAGUAGGGGUGGACACAGCAGACACCUCAUACCUGGACAUGGCUGCGGGCUCAGAACCAGAAUCGGUGGAGGCCAGCCCUGUGGUGGUGGAAAAGUCCAGCUACCCACACCAGAUCUACAGCAGCAGUUCCCACCAUUCCCACAGUUACAUUGGCCUGCCUUACGCUGACCAUAACUAUGGGGCUCGGCCCCCACCUACACCACCAGCCUCCCCUCCCCCCUCCAUGUUGAUCAGACAAGGAGAGGGGGGGUUGUUUGUUCCAGGGGGCCAGGACGAAGCAUCCAGGGGCACCACACUCAGCACCUCCGAGGAUGGCAGCUACGGGGCUGACAUCACCCGCUGCAUCUGUGGCUUCACCCACGAUGACGGCUACAUGAUCUGCUGUGACAAGUGCAGUGCCUGGCAGCAUAUAGACUGCAUGGGCAUUGACAGGCAGAACAUUCCUGAGACCUACCUGUGUGAACGCUGCCAACCUCGACACCUGGAUAGAGAGAGGGCCAUUCUGCUGCAGACCAGGAAAAGAGAAUGUCUGUCUGAUGGGGACACUAGUGCUACAGAGAGUGGAGAUGAGGUGCCACUAGAGCUCUACUCUACCUUCCAACACACGCCUACCACCAUCACCCUCACGACCGCGCGCCUCGGGAAUAAGCAGGUUGAUAAAAAACGCAAAAAGAGCGGCGAUAAAGACCCUCCAGCAUCCUCUGCCCGAGCUAAAAAGGCCUUCAGAGAGGGGUCCAGAAAAUCCUCAAGAGUAAAGGGUGCAGCUCCAGAGCAGGAGCCAACGGAGCACCCGUCUCUGUGGGAGAACAAGAUCAAGACGUGGAUGGAGCGUUACGAGGAAGCCAGCAGCAAUCAGUACAGCGAGGAUGUCCAGGUCCUGUUGCGUGUUAAAGAGCAAGGCGACGGCAAGAGCCUGGCGUACAACACGCACCCAGCCUCUUUCAAACCACCUGUGGAGAGUCAAGUUCAGAAGAACAAGAAGAUCCUCAAGGCGGUGCGAGACUUGGCACCAGACUCCCUCAUCAUUGAGUACAGGGGCAAGUUUAUGCUCCGACAGCAGUUUGAGGCCAAUGGAUACUUCUUCAAGAGGCCAUACCCAUUUGUGUUAUUUUACUCCAAAUUUGACGGACUGGAGAUGUGUGUGGACGCCCGCAGCUUUGGCAAUGAAGCACGCUUCAUCCGCCGUUCCUGUACCCCUAAUUCUGAAGUGCGACAUGUCAUUGAGGAUGGCAUGCUGCAUUUAUAUAUCUACUCACUGAGGCCUAUCACCAAGGGCACAGAGAUCACCAUUGGUUUUGAUUUUGACUAUGGCAGCUGUAAAUACAAGGUGGACUGUGCGUGUGUGAAGGGGAACCAGGAGUGCCCGGUGCUAAAGCACAACCUCGAACCCACAGAGAACCUGGGAUCCGGAGGCAGGCGCAGAGGGAGUCGCAAGGACAAGGAGACGGUCCGGGACGACCAGGGCCAGAACCAAAACGUGGGUUUAGAUGGCGAGGGAAAGGGCAAGAGCGUAGGCGACGGCAAGCAGAGGAAACUCUCUCCUCUUCGCCUCUCCAUCUCAAACAAUCAGGAUCCUGAGUUAUAUGAGGAUCUAGAAGACAAAACCUCCGUUAGCAAUGAAGUAGAGAUGGAGUCAGAGGAGCAGAUUGCAGAGAGGAGGAGGAAGAUGGCCAACCCAGUGGAGCAGUCCCAUCUCCCUGUCGGGGCGGCUUCCAGCUGGAAGGGACUGAAACACAAGGAGACGCGAGAGGAGAGGAAGAUGGAGGCCAUCCUGCAAGCCUUUGCCCGAAUGGAGAAGAGAGAGAAGCGCAGAGAACAGGCACUAGAGCGAAUCGGUAGCGUCAAGACGGAGGUUGGUGGACGCAGUGACAUCAAGGAGGAGCCGCCAGCCACACCGGAGAUGGCUGAUUCCCCAACUGUCAUGCAGCCACUUCUGGAGGUGAAAGAAGAGCCCGGACUGAAGCCGGCCAAAGUCAAAGGCUCGAGGAACAGGAAAAGUUUCUCUAGGAACCGAACGCACAUCGGCCAGCAGCGCAGACGAGCUCGCACCAUCAGCACCUGUUCUGACAUACCCCCCGGAUCUCCGGCUGAAUCUCUGGAGCCUCUGACCAAUGAAGCCCCUGAAGGAGAAAUGCCCAGCGCACCGGAGCCGGAGCUCAUCUCUUCCCAAGCACCAGACGACAGCCCUCCGCACAGCAGCUCACCUGCACCUGACAGAAACCGCAGUGGGAGCAAGAGCUUCAAAACUAAAAAGCACUUUGUGAGUGAGUGGGUGGGAGAGAAGCAGCAGGACCGUUGUGCAGUGCGAACCCCCGAGCCGGUUCCAGAGAGGCCACUGAGAAUAAGCAGUGACCCCGAAGUACUCGCCACCCAGCUUAAUGCCCUACCAGGCAUGGCGUGCUCGCCGCAGGUUUACAGCACGCCCAAACACUACGUCCGCUUCUCGUCCCCAUUCCUGGCUAACCGCAGCCCCACCACUCCUGGAGUUCCCACCGGGAGACGGCGUUCCAGAGAACUGCCUGAAACGCCGCCGACCACUGGCUCCUGCAAGAAGCGAUGGUUGAAGCAGGCUCUAGAGGAGGAGGGCUCCACCAGCCCAGCCAGACGACCGAGCCUCCUCAUGCCUAGUGAGGGUCCUCUCAGCCCCUCUAUUAACGGAGACUCUGACAGCCCUCUUCCCUACAACGGCACCUGUUCACUACCAGAGUUGCCCACACCUUUGAAAAAACGGCGGUUGAGUCCGUUAGAUGCCUGUAUGUCCGAGAGCUCGACGCCCUAUGGUUCCCCUUGUGCCACGCCCACCCGCGCAGACCAGUCGGAGGCACCCGCAACACCCAUCUUACUGGCUACCCCACCACGUCCCCGAACUGAGGAGCCGAGUACAGAGAAUAUGCCCAGUACCCCAACACAGACACUUAAUACCCCGCAGGAGAGUGAAUCUUCAGUGGAAAGCUCCCCAGAGGUCAGCCGGAAACCCAGCGUGCAAGAGGCCGAUCGCCCUCCUUCGUUGGUCUCCUCUCCCUGCGUCAGGGCUCCCAGUUCAGAUGGAGUCCAGGUGGACGUUAAGGUGUCGGUUCCUGAGAGUCCACAGCCCCCAGCUGCUGAGUCUGUGGACAGUGGAGAGGACAGGGCUGAUGGUGGGAUUUUAGAAGGCAGUAGUGAGGCUUCCUCCUCCACAGAAACAUGUGCUUCCUCUUAUCCUGGCUGGAUAAAAAGCCCAGAAAGAUGCCCGACUGGACCAGCUGGUCUGAACUUCUCCCCAGUCAACUCGAACUUAAGAGACCUCACCCCCUCACAUACCCUGGAGCCUCUGGUAGCUCCCUUUAGGCCUGAAGCUGCAGCUGGAGCUGCAGCUGCGCCCGCAGCAGGAACGGGGUCAUUGGUUGGCUCUCAGCCCCCCUUCAGUGAAGGCCAGGGGCAGCUCUUUUACCCCUGCUCUGAGGAGGGAGGUUCGCUCGGCUUCUCACGCUCACUGAACGGGGACAGCACCGGUGAGGGAGGGUCAGCGCAGAACCCUCCACAGAAGAAGAAGGUCUCCCUGCUAGAAUACAGGAAACGACAACGCGAAGCUCGUCGCAGCGGCUCCAAAACCGAGUGCAGUUCCCCCGUUUCCACUGUGCCACCUUUAACAGUGGACGCCUUCCCCGUUGCCCUGGAGACCACCAGUGAGCCCUCUCUACCCCCUGCUCCUACGCCUCUCUGCAACACCAACGUUACCACUGUCAAAGAACCCCAGACUAAUGAGGAGACGACAGAGCCCGCCGGAGAGAAAGGGGAGAAGGAAGGAGGAGAGGGACAGUGGUACGUUUUCUCAAAGCUACAGACGUCGUCCACUUCUGUCGAGCAGGCGCGAGAACGCAGCUACCACCGAGCUUUACUGCUCAGCAAAGAUAAAGAUACAGACGGUGAGACAGAAGGUGGUGAUACGCCUGCGCUGAGAGAUUGUCCAUCUCCGAGUCUUCAAAAGACCCCAACCCAUGCACCCGGCUCUCCUGGUCCUCUCGGCACUGCCCAGCCCCCCACUCGGCCGGCGAAGGAGGAAGACGGCGACGGACAGCCUCGGACGCCAAAUCCAACCAGCCAGCCGACGAGCAAGCCUGCAGGCUCCAAACCGACCCCUGUGACGCCGACGAAGCUGCACCCGGCGCCAUUACCCUCCUCUCCGGUCCACUACCCCGGACCCUCUCUUCUUCACUCCCCAAAGCCUCAGCCUCAGGGCUCGCCCUACCGCAGCCAGAGGGCGCUGUUCUCUGCGCAGCCUCAAAACCAAACCCAGCCACAGGCUCAGACUGGCCCCCCCUCUUUUCCCCAAUAUAACACGCAAGGCGCUCCACCACCACCACCUCCACCUCCACCUCCUGCGCCUCCGACCUCAACAGCCUACUUCCCCAGUCAGAGCCCCUCACCUGCUGGACCGUUCCCUGGGUUUAAACCUGCCGUUACACCCCCCUACCCUCCAGGUUCUCAGCCCAUGAUGCAGACUCUUCCCCACGGCGUGCACUAUCAGAGCUCUGCUGCCCCCCCACCGCCUCCUCCUCCGCCCCCACACCCGAUGCCCGGCCCCACGCUGCUACACGUCAACCUGCAGCCUCCUCCCAUCCAGCAGCACCAGCUCCUGCUGACGAGCGCCCCCCCUCCGCCUCCUCCCCCACAGGGCCAGACCUCCCAGCAACAGCAGCAGCCCCCCUCUAGCAGCACCCUGUUGUCGCUCACCCCUCCUCCGCCCCCUCCUCCUCCUCCCCCCGCCCCUUCGACCAACACCCAGAUGCAGCCCCACCACUUUCAGAACUUAGGGGGUUUUCAGCCGGCGUUGCUUCACCCUGGUGCUGCCGCUAACCCGUCAGUACCCCCAUCAACGUACCCCCCGCCCCUUCAGCAGACCGGACUGCCUCCACCUCCCCCACCUCCUCCCCAACAGACUCAGCAAGGCCAGGCUCAGGCCGCUGCCUCCCAGAUGCCUACUGGGACUCGUGGAGCCCCCACGUCCUCGACACCCUUCCACAGUUCGGGGUACCUGAGCACAGGGUGGCACUGACCGCCUUCCUCUGUGCUGCUGCGCCCCCCCAGCCCCUAAGAACUCAGCCCAGAGAGGGGCGUGUACAUUAAGCUGUAGAUAUGUUUUCUAUGUACCUGAACACAUGGCCAGUGGAAAAACAGCUGAUUGUGGGAUAAAAGGGUACUUUUUAAGAAAAAGAAAAAAAGGACAGAAAAUUUUAGAAACAAAGACAGUGACACAAUCUUCAAGAGAAACUGUAAGACAACAAAAAAAAAAAAAAAAAAAAAUUGAAGAUGGACGAUGCCCCCUACCACCCCCCUCCGGUGCUCAUAGCCCCCCUCUCUGGCCUCCUUUUUUGUUUUUAUAUAUCCUUCCUGUGAUGGAGAUUAAAACUCUCUGUUCUGUGUCUUGUUUGGACUCCCGUUGUAAGACCCCCGCACUUUGUUAAUCAAUGGACAUUCCAGCCUAUAUCCCCCCUUUUCCUCCUCUUCCUCUUAUUCUUCCUCCUCCUCUUCCUCCUUUUGUCAGUUAUUCCUUUUUACUUCCUAUUCUCUCUUGUCUGUUGUCUGCUCUCUUACACCAUUUAUUUGUUUUAAUCUAGUGGCUCAUUAUAGCAAAGAGAAAAGCUUUUUGUAUAGAGAAAAAAAACACAAUUAUUUUUUUUAUUCCUCUGUCUAACAACAAAUAUCUGUUCACCGCUGCAGAUUCAGAAAAAGACCCGUUUCUGGGAGCCUGCCUCACUGACCCGGGAGGCUGCACUCGUUGCGUGUUUGUACGUAUGCGUGUGUGUGUUUGUGUUACAGGGUGUAAAGGCGUAAAUGUCUGCCUAGUUUGACAACCAGAGGAGGAAACAAGUGUGUGUGUGAGUGUGUGAGUGAGAUUUCGUAUAACGAGUGCUCAUCAGCCUCCCGAGGUAGGCAGAGUGGUCUCGCCCACAGGUAGGAUGUUAGCGGUUUAUUUUUGAAUAUCAAUGGUUAUUUGUAGAAAGUGUAAUUUAAUGUAUAGGUGGUUACUCCAGCUUUCACCAGGAACAGGUUGUAAAUAUUUGCUUCUUUUCUUUUCUAUGCUUGUACAAUUCGCUCCCAUCCCCAUUUUGAAAUAUGGUUGUAAAUACAAAACGCUCUUCUUGGCAAAGCUGAAUGUUUCUGUGACUGUAGCAUUAUUAUUUUUAUUUUUUCUUUCCCUCUCUGGAUUCUUCAACUUUUUGUCUUUUUUUUUUUUUCUUUUCUUUUUUUUUUAUUUUAUUAUUUGUGUGUGUGAGUGUAUGUUUGUGUGGAGGGGAGAAACUCACAGACACUGCACUGGUUGGCUAUUUUCAUGGUUCAUUAUAAUAAAUCACUGUAAUGACAGUUUUAUACCA
Molecule: messenger RNA, 6815 nt
Organism: Scomber japonicus (chub mackerel)
Lineage: Eukaryota; Metazoa; Chordata; Actinopteri; Scombriformes; Scombridae
Gene: kmt2e
Product: lysine (K)-specific methyltransferase 2E
Exons: 25
Coding region: 443-5494 (1683 amino acids)
Molecular function (GO): protein binding
Source: RefSeq, a predicted model, not a curated record